GUUUCCAGCACCAACCGCCUGCGGCCGUUUACAAUAAGUCCCAGUCAUUGACUAAUAAACAGCAACAACGUGAUAAGCCCGUUCACGACUACUCGUCAAUUGCCCUGGUGGCCUUUGAUGCAAGGCAGUCAAGUUCGCGCAGUCAGCCGCAGCACCCCAACGUUGCCCCAGCUUGCGCGUGGAAUAUAACUUUGGCCACCUUUCAGCCUGGAGGCAUCGAUUGAUGUUACGCAGACACCAGCCUACAGUGAAAGCCUCUGACAUUCAGUUUUGUCCACACUUUCAUCUGUCGUCGCUCAUCGCAUGAGACCCCCAGCGAAGGGGUGAUCUUUACGGUCUUGCUCCAGCCUCGCUUGCACCCUACCCUUCAGCCUAACGCGCGAUACCGCCAACCCAAAGUAUGUCUCGCCUCCCAUACGUGGAUUCACCGAACGAAAGCUGGCAGGAUCUCGUUGCCUGGGACGACGAAUUGUACGACCCUUUCUUCCAAGGGGAGACCAACUACACGGGCACUCAAGAGCGCAGCUACGUUGCAGGCCACCAACUAUCGGAAAGCUAUACCUCUGAGCCUGCGUACCUGGUUUCAGCGCCGCCCUCAAUCGUCGAUGAACCGCCUUCGCUCGAGUAUACUGUGUCUGCCCCACCAUCAAUCCUAGAUGGGCAGUCCUCGUUUGAACAAGUGCAUGGCAGUUCUAUGUCCUUUGACACGAUAUCCACUUCCCCGCUCGUCGUACAAGCAGAUAGCCAGUACUUCGGAUCGUUCGGUGCCUGCGAUAACAGUCUCCUGUCACCGCUAGGAACCAUCAGCGAUUCACCCAUUCUGGACACACGAUAUGAGCGUAUCCCAGAAACCUUCACCUCAUCGGCAGGGUCUUUCGAGAGCACGGCUGAAACGGUGUUCAAUCCUCAUGUUGCAGACUCAUCCCAUUCCUUCAGCGGUCUGGAUAUGAGGCAUUCCAGGCUGUUUUCGAACGUUGGUACAUGGGCAGAACAGCCACGGAUCAUCGAACCUAUUGCAGAAGACGACGGUGGCAGAUCAGAAGUCGAGCCUAUCGCAAUCCCUCAAUCUUUCUCACAGAGCUACAGUUCGAUGCCGCCAUCCUAUCGGCGAUCAGAUGGCGAGUAUGAUCUACACAGUCGUAGCAGAGCCAUCGCCAUCCCGGAUACUACACGUGGACACAGCGUCAACAAUCGAGCUACAGCGUCUGUAUCAGCACGAAGAGCUCCUCCUAUGCUCUCGGUAUCACCAGGCACUUCACGUUACCCUCGUAGUGUUGCACUGUCCAGAAGCGCCUCGCUCUCUCGCCGUAAAGCCUCUACUCCAUCUCCCACUUCUGACGCCUACGGAUGGGUAUCCUACCAACCCAAUCCAUUGACCAAUCGGCUGGCCCCAACUAGCACAGAGGGUAUGCCGGGAAGAGCGCUAAAGGGACGAAAGAGAGCUCUCACUGCUGAGCAGCGCCGGCAUGCAGCGUUGAUGCGCAUUAUUGGCGCUUGCUCCAAUUGUCAACGGCGGAAAGAAAAGUGCGAUCCUGGUACUCCGUGCAGAGCUUGUCUCGAUCACUACAAAGGUGAUCUUGUCAACCAUCCGUGUCGGGACCAUACGCUCAUUGAUCUUUCCGCGGCAUUCCUCUCUGACCAUCUCGGGUGGCAUCCAACCGCACGACCCUUGGAGUCGUUCGUUCCGGCUGGCCGAUUCCAAAUCUCAAAAGACGUCACCUACACUGUUCCGUUGAACUUCGGCUUCGGUCCAACAUUCCCUGUCUCAGUAUAUGCUGUACAACUAAACGACGACGCUCCUCUGGUACACGAACACAUCAUCUACUCAUGGCCACCACAGCCUCAUAGUGGUUCACCGCACAAGCAUGCUGUCCUUCCAGCUGUACUAACAGCUGAUGCGCAAUUCCAACUAACGCAAACCCUUGACUCCCACUUGUCGCUGUUGGUAGCGCAUCACUUCCGUGCUUUCCCGCUAUACUGUUCGCCGCUUCGAAUUCUACGCGACAUCUACGUCUUCUCACGAUCCCUCUCAACAAAAUCUCCUCACUACCGCAUACUUCACCAAGCGCUCAAGCUUCUCGUACUUGUUCACAUUGGCGGCGACAUAACACUGCCAUCACGCCCCGAGAGCCCCAUGUUGGAACAAGUCAUCCGCAGUACGAUGAACAUACCCAAGGACCUGACUCCCACACCUUGCUUCAUCCGCUCGCAGUUCGGUGCGAUCAUGCCUGGUCUUGCCCUCAGCUUGAUGAAAGAUGUACUCACAUCACUAGAGCAACUUCUCUUAAACAAGAACUGCGAUGAAUGGCCCAUCGCCCUAGCUGUUCUCAUCACUGUUCUGAUGACGGUAGAAUCUAUCCACUACCAUGCCACGAAGCUGCCGUACCACACCCGCUACGACACCACACGCUCAUCUACUACAGAAGAAAAUGUAGAGGUCGAUGAUCAUGGUGUCAAGGAGUUACUUGAGUUCUACAUCGCGUGCUUCUCUGGCUGCCACGCUAGACUCAGGCCGGACUGGGAGGGCGAGUCAAUACAGCCUCACCAGACGGGCACGCCAGAAGAUGUGUUUAUCCAAAGCUUGCGCGAGGCUAUCAAGAGAGAGGACACAUCUAGCUACCUGAUCAAGAAAGCUAAAGAGAAGAGACGAGAUGCCGACAUGGGGUACUUCUUCGAUCGGCUUGUCGCGCGCCUCUUCACUCUCAAGCAUUGAUACCCCGACUACUGCUUCUUAUCUCUUUCGUUGCUCCCUGAUCUUUGGCUCAUUUUCUGCUCGAGCGCAUGGUGAGGUGGCUCUCAAGUUAUGCUGGGCGUUGAAAAGGCUGCGAUACCCUUCUUUCUUAGACGACUGUACAUGGUCUUCGUUUACGCAUUGGCGUUUCUUCUUUCUUCAUUCACGAGUAAUGCGCUCACGACUGUAUCUUGAUGAUGAAACGACCUCUUGACGGCCUCUGUUGGCGUUCCCGUAAUUUGCCAUAGUUCUUAGGUUAUUCCGGAGCAGGAGUCCAGGUUUAGACAAUUCAAGACAUGUAACAA
Alternaria rosae is the source of this 3036-nucleotide messenger RNA. RefSeq lists its product as uncharacterized. The coding region runs from base 401 to 2713 and encodes 770 amino acids. NCBI's taxonomy places the organism in Eukaryota, Fungi, Ascomycota, Dothideomycetes, Pleosporales, Pleosporaceae. Gene Ontology annotation, biological process: regulation of DNA-templated transcription. The transcript has a single exon. Gene Ontology annotation, molecular function: zinc ion binding; DNA-binding transcription factor activity, RNA polymerase II-specific. The record is from RefSeq and is a predicted model, not a curated record.